Messenger RNA from Lachnellula hyalina, 1044 nucleotides. RefSeq lists its product as uncharacterized. The transcript has a single exon. Lineage: Eukaryota; Fungi; Ascomycota; Leotiomycetes; Helotiales; Lachnaceae. The record is from RefSeq and is a predicted model, not a curated record. Bases 1 to 1044 code for a protein of 347 amino acids.
AUGGCUUAUUCCUUGCCAAGCACGAGUUUCAUCAGCAGUCGUGUCAAUUCCUCGACUUUCUUGAUCAUUGAGGAUGACAGUUACGGAGAGCAGCCAUACAUCUACGUCAAGGUGUACCCAGACCACCUCAUGGUCACGGAUACAGGCUGCAACAGUCCUCGAUCUAAGAACCGGUCUCUGAUUUCCCUCCGUCAAUAUCUAGAAACAUUUCCUCUCUCUUCGAACAACCAACAGCCUCUAAACCCCAACGGAGUCAAGGCGUACGUUAUUCUUUGUUCUCAUUGCCACUAUGAUCAUAUCCUGGGAAUCACACAGUUUCUUUCCGCCAAGCCUACCAUCAUCGCAUCCGAUUUCAAUAAAGAAUUUAUCUUGAAUGAUUUACCGGAGCACUCACUAUGCAAAUAUAUGAACACACCUACACCACGAUAUACUAUUACGCAUUGGGCUAAACAUCUGGCUUAUUUUACUCUUCCUGACAUCCCUUUUCGUGUCCAAUUCAUCCACACUCCAGGUCAUACGCCGGAUGCAUUAGCUUGGUUUGACAUUGAUGAGAAUCAUCUCUAUGUUGGAGAUUCCUUCUACGAACGGAAACGAAGCACGAAAAUUCCUGAGCUACCAGACGAUGCUGGCCAAGUCCCCGGACUCCCAGCCUCGCAAGCUGCAAUUAUCUUCCCCGAAGAGGGCGGUAAUUGGAUACAGUACAUGUCAUCACUUAACGUGCUUCUAUCCUUUGUUCUACACAAAAACGUGGAAUUGAGACGUCGUCAUGAGAUUCGCCAUGCAUCGAUCCCGCGCGUCAAAGUCGGCAGUGGCCAUCUAACUCAUGAUGCUGAUGCUGAGAAAAUGCUUCUUGAAGUACGAGCAAUGUUUGAGCGAAUCAUUGCUAGGAAAGUUCAAGUCGUUGGUAGUGGUAUUAAGAGGGGAGUCAUUAACGAUUACUGGCUCGAGAGUGAGGACUCGAGGUUCAGCGUUAUGGCCCCUCGUCAUCUUGCUGAUGAAGCGAGAAAGCAUUUUCACCCCCAGAGCAAAAGCUGUUCCCCAUAG